This is a messenger RNA of Mya arenaria, 6112 nucleotides long. Its product is annotated as son of sevenless homolog 2-like. Gene Ontology annotation, biological process: Ras protein signal transduction; positive regulation of GTPase activity. The record is from RefSeq and is a predicted model, not a curated record. Lineage: Eukaryota; Metazoa; Mollusca; Bivalvia; Myida; Myidae. Gene Ontology annotation, cellular component: plasma membrane; nucleosome. Gene Ontology annotation, molecular function: DNA binding; protein heterodimerization activity; guanyl-nucleotide exchange factor activity. The transcript has 23 exons. The coding region runs from base 296 to 4231 and encodes 1311 amino acids.
CUAGCCUACUUCCGGUGCUGGAUGCGGAAGAAACAGAAAAUUGUAAACAAAAACAAAGUGUUAGACAGCUGCCGUCUGAGCCAUGACUUAAUAAUCAUUCGGCUGUGUACUUCAUUAUGCUCUUUAUUAAAUGGACAUUCUGCGUUACUGACUCCAUUCUUCUAAAUGGGGGAAUAAGUUGAAGGUCACACACCAGUGAUUCUCCUCUCAGGAUGAGGAUCUCACCAAAAGAUGCUUUCACCAGACUCCACAGGACUGUUUUGUGAAGCAUUGCUGACUUAAAUCUUAUCUAAACAUGUCUAAUAACUACGAUUUCUUCUCAGAAGAAAACAGACCAAAAUGGAAGUCAAUAUUUCUUGGGGCUUUGAAUUUGGUUCACAAGCAGGUGCAUCCUUCCCUUCAAGCUCAAACAGAUGCACUUGAGUACAUUGAAGACCUAAUCAUCCAGCUCCUAGCCACCUUGUGUGCUUCUGAGCCGCAUAUUGUACAGGAUGUUGAAGAUCGUGUUCGAAAAACAUACCCCGACCCAAUCGACAAGUGGGCCGUCCGGGAUGCAGAUAGGGCUAUCAAGAACUUCGAUAGCCGAAACAAGAAACAAUCAACUCUUGUUUUACCUGUGGACAAGAUCCACCCUCUUCUAGUCAAGGAGGUGCUUGGGUACCGGAUAGAUUACACUGUCACUGUGUACAUAGUGGCAGUACUGGAAUACAUCGCUGCAGAUAUUCUCAAGUUGACAGGCAACUAUGUGAAGAAUAUCAAGCAUUCUGAAAUCACGCAGCAGGAUAUAAAAGUUGCAAUAUGUGCAGAUCAGGUGCUGAUGGACAUGUUUUCUCAAGAGGAGACUGAGGUUUCCCUGCCGCUGGUAGACGAGCCCACACGACGAGAGUCAUUGACGUAUGAGGACAUUGUAAAGGACUUUAUCCUGGAAGAGAACCAGUACUUGCACGACCUGAACAUGAUCAUAAAGGUGUUUCGGGCUCCAUUUGCUAGGCACUUUCCCAACAGCAAGGACCUGGAAAAUAUAUUCUCAAACAUCCUGGAUAUCUACCAGUUCACUGCGAAGCUACUCUCCUCCGUAGAAGAGCAGAUGGAGGUCGCUGCUGAAAACGAGACCCCACAGGUCGGCAUAUGCUUUCAAGACCUUGCCGAGGGUGAGGAGUUUGGGGUGUACAAGAAGUAUGUUAAUGAUGUGAUGACCCCCAAUGGCAAGGAUCGGCUCAACACCCUCCUACAGAGAAGGGACAUCAGUGAAACUCUCAUGGGUUAUGGGUGUGGCUUCAAGGAUUCCAUGAAGUAUGUGUUACCAAAGCUGCUACUAGGGCCAAUAUACCACUGCCUACAUUACUUUGAAGUUAUUAAAGCAUUGACAGCAAACAGCCCUAACGAUGAGGACGGGGAGUGUUUGGAGCAGGCCAGUGGGCUCCUGUCCACUCUCAAAUAUUUGCUUGAGAACAUCUUCGCUGGAAACCUUGCCAAGAAAAAACCCUGGGAGACAACAUUACGUAUGCAGGGUCGGACUGGAAGGCAGGCCGUAGUUCAGAAGAUGUCGGAGCUGCAAAAGAGCAUCGACGGCUGGGAGGGACGAGACAUAUGGCAAUCUUGUAGCGAGUUCAUACUCGACGGUGUGUUGAUGAAGCACACAAAGGGGAAGAACACAGAGCGCCAUGUGUUCCUGUUCGACGCACUGAUCGUGCUGUGUAAGCAGAACCUGCGCCGGGCGUCCGUGUCUGGGCCGCAGGGGGAGUACAAGCUGAAGGAGAAGUUUCAAAUACGCAAGAUGGAGGUCCGUGACAAGGAAGACUGUGAUGAGUACAAGAAUGCAUUUGAACUGCAAGGUCGAGACCACAGUGUGCAUGUGAUGCUUGUAGCAAAGACGCCAGAGGAAAAGAGCAACUGGAUGGCCGCACUCAUCUCGCUGCAGACCAAGUCCAUGCUCGAACGGCAGCUGGAUGCCAUCCUCCGUGAGGAGGAGCAGAUGACUCCGCUCAAACUCCCUGACGCCAGCGAAUACAGGUUUGCAAUAGAGGACUCUGAAAACAACAUAGUAUUUGAGGACACCCCUGCUGGCCCGGGGGAGAGUCCUCUCAUCAAGGGCGGGACCCUUCUCAAGUUGGUAGAGCGCCUCACCUAUCACAUGUAUGCUGACCCCAAGUUUGUACGAACCUUCCUCACAACAUACCGCUCCUUCUGCAGUCCACAACAACUCCUAGACCUUCUUAUUGAAAGGUUUGAGAUCCCCGACAUGCCAGACCAGGAAACAGAUGCAAACGUCAUCGAGGACAACAGCGAGAACCUACAGCUCCGUGAUGACCUCAAACGUUUCCGGAAGGAGUAUGUGAAACCCGUCCAGUUCAGAGUGGUGAAUGUGCUGCGUCACUGGGUGAACGACCAUUUCUAUGACUUUGAACGCGAUGUGGGCCUGCUUGAGAAACUGAAGAGUUUCCUCGACACAGUGAAGGGCAAGGCCAUGAAGAAGAUGGCCGACUCCAUCCUCAAGGUCAUCAACAGAAGGACUGAGCAGCCAAACACGGAGCGAGAGUUUACAUACCAGAAGCAGCCCCCUCCCAUAGAGUGGCACCUGGUGAAUAGCAAGGAGAAGUUUGACCUCCUUACACUGCAUCCUAUAGAGAUAGCACGACAGGUGACACUGCUGGAGUUUGAUCUGUACCGGGCUGUUAAACCAUCAGAGCUUGUGGGCAGCGUGUGGACGAAGAAGGAGAAAAGUAAAACCUCCCCCAACCUCCUCAAGAUGAUUGAGUUCACUAAUAAUUUUACGUACUGGUUGGAGAAGUGUAUAGUAGAGGCAGAGAACCUGGAGGAGCGUGUUGCCAUGGUGAGCCGGUGCAUAGAGGUCAUGAUUGUCUUCCACGAGCUCAACAACUUUAAUGGCGUUCUCGAGGUCGUAAGCGCCCUCAACUCUGCCUCUGUACACAGACUGGAACACACAUUCAGUGAAGUGAACCACCGUCUAGUGAAGGCGAUGAAUGACAACAAGGAGCUGAACUCGGAUCACUUCAAGAAGUACAUUGAGAAACUGCGGUCCAUCAACCCACCGUGUGUGCCCUUCCUCGGCAUGUACCUGACAAACAUCUUGAAGACAGAGGAGGGAAACCCAGACUUCCUGAAGCGGAACCAGGAAGGCCUGGUCAACUUCAGCAAGCGGCGCAAGGUGGCAGAGAUCACGGGAGAAAUACAGCAAUACCAGAACCAGCCAUACUGUCUUACUGUUGAACCAAGCAUCCGGGAUUUCAUUGAGAAUCUGGAGCCCCUUGGGGAGAAUGAUGAGAAGUGGUUUAACGAGUACCUGUACGGUCGCUCUCUCGAAAUAGAGCCGCGAGGGUGUCGCCAGGUGCCCAAAUUUCCCAAAAAGUACAACUAUUCCUUAAAGUCACCAGGAAUUCGUCCCCAGGCACGUGAUCGCCACAAUGCCACUCGCGGCCACACAUUUUCCUUCACCCCAUUUGGUGGGGGGUACCAGCGGAUCGAGGAGGACCAAGAGUCCCAAUCAUCCCCGCAGUGUUUGACCCCGCCCACCCCUACCACACCCAUUAGCCCUGGAGCAGUCUCCAUAGCAACCACAGUGGGAGGGGAUAAUGGGGUGUUUGCUAAUGUAACCGUAGGGCAGGGGUCUAGUUCCACAGUUACUGUUAGUCAAGCAAAUGUGCCAACUGCUGAGCUUGUUUCCCUGGCAACAGACUCUGAGCUGCAGUUGCAGCCCCCUCCCCUGCCCCCACGCAGGCGGACAACUGCUAGUAGUAGAGACUCUGUAUCGAGCAUUGCUAGUAGUGAUCAUGUGUUCAUGCGGUCGUUUUCCCCCGAGCCCCCGGAGGUUCCGCCCCGUGCGGACCACGAUCAGCCGCCACCCGUCCCACCCCGGCGCGAUUCCAUGUACAAUACAAACUCCUUAAGUCGUAGUCAUAGCCAUAGUCAAGUUCCGGCUGCCCCCGUGACUCAGCCGCGUACGCCCACGUUAGUGUCACAGACUGUGUAUUCACGCUCGUCGACAGCCUCAAUACCUCCUAUACAGGCCCGCACUCAAAGUGCGGCACAGUUGACAUCCGGCUAUGGAGGGCAGAUUCAUAGUGCUACAUUACCACGCUACUUUGGAGGAAGAGACUCUCGCAACAGUGAUAAUAAUGAAAACAUUUUUAAUUUCAACGGAGAGAACAGUGAUAUUCCAGCUUUACCGCCAAAAACAUACCGCCAGCAUGCGCGCAAACAGAGUAGCUAAUUAAUAUUGAAGCUUCUACUUGUUUUGGUCAUUCUGUGAAGUUUUGCUAGUGCUGCAUCACAAUGUAAUUGAGUCACUAUUGUGUAAAACACCAUAGAUGGUGUUGAUCUGUCGUAGGGACUUCACAGCAUUAUUUGAAUGAGGAUAUCAGGACCAGUUCUUGACUGCAUGUACCUACAAUGUACCUGCAUGUACCUACUAUGUAUUUUAGUUCAGUCUUGAGAAAUUGUAUUUCCAGUAUGCCAAAGAUUUUUUUUCUCAAAAUUUUAAGUCAUGAAGGAAUUGUUUUAUUGAUAAGUUUGAAAUUAAAUUGAGCAAUGAAAUCAACCUUGAAAAAUGAAUUUCACUUUAUAUCAGGUUAUAUCAAAUUAUGAUUAAAGAGUUGAGUGUAACAUGCACAUGUUGAAACCCAGUAAUGCUUUAAAGUUUCACAUCAAAGGCAUUUACAGAAAGUUACACAAAAAGCAUGGACGGACAGUUGAUAGUACAGUGUACAUGUAUGUUUUUUUCAAAGUGUGGCUACAAUAUUGCUUGCCUUCAUGAUGAUGCAAAUUAUUUUUGUCUAAUUACAAUGGAAAAGCUGACAAAAUCAUUAUUGGUUGUGGUGUGCUAUCCACGCAUGUUAUACAUGUUGGAAAUGCUGAAUCCAAGCGCAAUAACAAAUCAAUGGUUUCCAGAAAAGUCAAAAUUGACAGAUGUAUACAUGUAGUUAACAUCAUUAAGUUUCUUGGGAAAUCCCACUGCAUGUAUAGUUUGCAAAUACCGAGUAGGGCCAUCAGCAACAAGCAUAUGGGAAAAUAUUGUAAGAUCAAGAUAAACAUUUAAAUAUUUAUGAUAUAUGAAAAAUCACACAAACAUGAUAUGUUUUUUUAAAACUUUAAUAUCUAAAUGUUUUGGAGUAAGGCCUUCAUCAGAUUAUAAAAAAAACUAUUAUUAAAGAAAACACAAAUAAUUGGUUUUAAUUAUACUAGUGUCAAAAAUCAGACAGUUAUACCUGUUACUUGAACAAUUGAAUUAAUUUUUCCUCAUCUGACGAGUAAAGUUCAUAGUUGUGAAAAAGAUAUAUUAAUACUACUCAGAAGUACUAAUUUAAAAAAGCCAUUGUAGGAUACGUUGAUUGGUUAAGAUAGCAAGUACUUCAUGAGACUUCAGCUUCAGGUGCCACAAUUGUUAUCUUUGUUUGUCUCGCAUACAUUUAGAAUUGUUCAUGUAUUAAGAAAGUAAUAUUCAAUCAAAUUUGGCGAUUUUUAAAAAAUUUGAUCUUUCAACUUUCAUGGUAAUAAAGUUUGAUAACAUUCUUUGAUUUUUUUAGCGAACACAUAAUGGAUGAAUUGAAGUAAAUAUGAAAAAUUAAGAUUUCCCGAAUGCAUUUCUAUCUUAGUUCUACAGUCAGUACCAUACAAGUUUUUGAGCACAAGCCAUUUUGGCUUUUGAUAUAAUCAAAUUCACAUACCCAGCAUCAUAAAAGGCACAAACCCAUCAGGCUUAUAGUACUGGAAGUUCUGCAUGUCCACAAGUGAUCUUCCCAGAUGUGGUUUUGGCUGGUGCAUCAGCUGUGUGUGAAAUCAACAAUAGAUUGAGUCGUUCAAAUCUGGAUUAACUUUGCACUUAAGUUUAACAUGGUUCUGAUAUAGGCAAACAUAUAUGAAGCACUUGGAUUUCUGUCAAAAUGGUGAUACUAGACAUACAUUUGACUUUUACAUCACAAACACAAUUGGCAAGAAAUGGAAGUUUAAGUAAGUUUGCCACAGAGUUGCGAAAGGUGACUGUGUUAGGUUCUGUAAGUACACAGAAAUGUGCUCUUCAUUCUUUGUUAUGUUUUAAAUGUCUGUACAUCUGUUCUAUUCAGAGAAAUACAAUAAAGAUCAUGAGCAAAUUUGA